Molecule: messenger RNA, 537 nt
Organism: Porites evermanni
Lineage: Eukaryota; Metazoa; Cnidaria; Anthozoa; Scleractinia; Poritidae
Source: the annotation of a GenBank genome assembly
AAAUCUACUAGCCAACACCUUACAUAUGCAAGUUUUUAUUAUGUGGCAUACUUAAAGGGCAUUCUAUAUUUAGGUCUCCCAUUCUUGGCAUUAACUGGAACAGCUGAUGUUAAAAUGAAGCAGACCAUCAUGAAAGACUUGUCUUUCAAGAGAGACAAAGUUGUUUUGAAUAUCAGCCCUGAACGGAGCACUAUUCGUUUCACCAUCAUAAAAACAAAAAGAGAAAACCAUCUCCAACAUCUUCAGUGGUUAAUUGACAUGAUUCCAUUGGAAAGGGAAAAUAUGCCCAAAACCAUAAUUUUUUGUACCACAAUGCAAGAUGUGGCCAAAUUAAGUGGACACCUUCUUGGAAUGCUUGGUGCCGAUGCCUAUGUUACUGACAAGCCUUGUGUGCCAGCGAACCGACUGCUUGGAAUCUAUCAUUCCAUGACUUGGCCAAAGUACAAGGGUAGAGUAACUGAUUCCUUCAAGCAAGAUAGUGGCUGUGUUAAGGUUGUGGUUGCAACCUCUGCGUUAAGUAUGGGGGUCAACUUCCCA